AUGUGUCCUUGCAGUCACACGCUGAUGAGCGGGAGCAUUCUUUUCUACAAGGGCCUGCUACACCGACCCACGGGUCGCCGCAUCCCCAGCGGCGUAGCGCGCUUUGGCGACUCGGGCCGUGUCCACGCCACCGUCUUCGCAUCACUGCACGACCUGGAGCUGGUCUGGCAGUCCCACGCCCGGCUGGAGGCCUCCAAGCCCCCGGAGCGGCGCUGCCCCAGUGGCCCCUUCGUCUACUUCGCCCACCACGAUAUGGCGGAUGUCGCGGAAGAGGCCGGCGGCCAACCGCCCGUGAGCUACUGCGACUGCUGGCCCGCGGGCCCGGGCCCCUCAGAGCUCAUCCGCAGCGGGGACUUCGACUUCCGCAGCCACUGCGAGAGCCAGCCGCCGCCUCACUUACCCACGGACGCGGAGGCCCGCGGUAUCCAGUGGAACGAGCUGCGUGCGGCGCUGUCGUACGAGAACAUGGUGGGGUUGGCGUACAUCCACGACCCGUCCCGUGACCCUCGCCACCACCUGGGGGAGGCGGAGGAGCUGCGGACAGCCGUCACGCAGGCGGCGGCGGAGGCCCUGGCGGCAAAUAGCUGCCGUACUUGCGGCGGCAACAGUACGGCGCCGACCGAGUACGGUAUUCGUUGCGAGGGUGCUGCCGCUGUGGACAAUCCCGGGCAGGAGCCGCAGCGACAGCCGGUGUGUGCCGGUUGCGGCGGCGGCAUCGGCAUCGGCGGCGGCGGCAGCGCAACUGUACUAUCAAGACGUCUUGAGAUCUUCGUAUUUGUGUUGGAGCAGGAGCGCGGCGUUAACGGGCAUUUGCUAGUAGAGGAGGAAGAGGAUGGGGAGGAGGGAGAGGGGCGGAGGGAGGAGACAGAGGGGGACGGUGCUAAUGGUGAUGUCGGAGGGGUGAGAGUGCGCCCUACGGGUGGGGUGAAGCGGCGCGGCAGGGCGGUGACGUUGGAGGAGUACGUGGUCGCCUCAGAGAUUUGGAGCCGGCAACCUAGGAGCUGCGGCACCAGCACCGGCAGCAUGGAGCGAACGACGACUCGAACGGGGUAG
Volvox carteri f. nagariensis is the source of this 1053-nucleotide messenger RNA. RefSeq lists its product as uncharacterized. Bases 1 to 1053 code for a protein of 350 amino acids. Lineage: Eukaryota; Viridiplantae; Chlorophyta; Chlorophyceae; Chlamydomonadales; Volvocaceae. The record is from RefSeq and is a predicted model, not a curated record. The transcript is spliced from 3 exons.